AUGGAGCAGAAGCUUCUUCUCAUCCUCAUGAUCUGUGGAAUAAACUGUGUUACAGGUUUGAACACCUUCAUGGAGUCAUAUAAAAACUUCUACUUUGUGAAUGAAUACAAAACAUUUGCUGAGGCUCAGCAAUACUGCCGAGAGCAUUACAUUGAUCUGGUGACUCUGGAGGACUGGGCAGACAUGAAGGAUCUUCUGGCUCUUGAAAACGUAAUGAGCACUGACUCUGCCUGGAUCGGACUGAGGAAAACAGGUCAUGAGCAGUGGCGCUGGGCUGAUCCAGAGCUUUACAAGGACAGAGAAACUGAAUACAGAAACUGGGGACCAAGUGAACCAACUAACGGUAGUGAUGAAUACUGUUCAGUAAUGGACUCUAUCGGAAACUUUCGAGACACAGAUUGUCAGACAUACAGCAAAUACAUGUUGGUCAAUGGGCCGAAGUCCUGGAGAGAGGCUCAGAGUUACUGCAGACAGUCUUACACAGAGCUGGUCAGCGUGAGGAACCAGGAGGAGAACCGUCAGAUCCAGCAGCUGAUUCCUGCAGGAGUCUCAUACAUGGGGCUUUUCAAAGACGCUUUCGUCUGGUCCGAUAACAGCACGUCUUCUUUCAGGAACUGGGAUUACUAUCAGCCGGAUAGAUCGGGAGACUGUGUGGUGCAUUUACGACACAGCAGACUGUGGGAUGAUCAGGAUUGCAGUAAAACGAAUCCCUUCUUCUGCUACGACAGAACAGUGGUCAGACAGAUAUUGAGACUGAAGGUGGAAUCGGAUCAGAAUGUGAAUGAUCCCGAUAUAACGGCCACAAUCCUUCAGGAGAUUAAGCAGAAAAUGAUAUACCAGGGUUUGUCAGUGCAUGCUUAUCUGCAAUGGAAGCAGCAAGCAAAUGGAGACGUCUUUCAAAGAGAAGAGAAGACGAGAAAGACAUGAGACAUCACAGAUCAUCUUCUUCUCACCCGUCAAUACAGGGCAGGAUUUUCUGAAAGAGAUGAUAAUUGACUGAAUAAUCAACUAAAAAUCAGUUUUUGGAUCUUGAUCCACCAGAUGAGAAAAGCUGUUCUGUAGUUUCCUUAAAGCUAAAUUUAAUCACUAUAUUUAAAGUCCGUUGUAAAAAAUGAUUGUAACUUUAAUGUUAAAACACUGUGAAAUGUCUUAAUGUCCCUUACUGAAUAUUUAUACUACAUUUAUUUCUAUGAAUUUCUGUAUUAUCCCUAGACUUAUGUUUAUUAUCAUUACUGACUGCUGUUGUAUUAGUUUAA
Carassius auratus (goldfish) is the source of this 1256-nucleotide messenger RNA. RefSeq names its product macrophage mannose receptor 1-like. NCBI's taxonomy places the organism in Eukaryota, Metazoa, Chordata, Actinopteri, Cypriniformes, Cyprinidae. The record is from RefSeq and is a predicted model, not a curated record. The transcript has 5 exons. The coding region runs from base 1 to 927 and encodes 308 amino acids.